AUGCCGUGCGAAAGCCCGUUGAAACGUGUUAUUAUCGAGUUUUAUACUUUUCUCUUUAGUCAGAAUAUCAUGCCAAUUUGUACUUUUGUCUGCUUACUAGCUACGUGCACGCCGCAAAGUGCACAGUCAAUUUUCGCUAACUUGGGGCAGUGGGUUGAUGUGUCUGGCUUUCCUUCGUUGCCUGAAUGUAACACGGAAUCGCGUAUUGUCGGCUUUGCAGAAGUGGGGAAUCUCACGCUCUCAGUGUUGGUGAGGGAGGAAUCAAACGCCCAUGUCGAACACUACCACCUGCACUACGAUGCCGCGAGUCAAGGAUACUACAUUAGUAGUGAUAAGAAGUUGGGCAGUCUGGACGAGCUCAUAAAAUUCUACUGUGACCCAGAAACCUGCACACUCACAGUGCCACUUUGCGCUCCAUGCCCGAAAUUGGGUUACAGUGCGCAGAAAUUCAGCAGUUGCGUUGUGAGCCGAGCCAGCGUUGCGUUGAAGCACCGUCUGAGCAGUGGGAACUUCGGUGAGGUCUGGUUGGCCACCUAUCGUGGUGUGGAAGUGGCUGUAAAACGUGCUUUGGCUGCUACGUCACGGCAGGACAUUGUGAAGGAGGCUGAGGUCAUGCACCAGCUCUAUCAUCCGAGAUUGGUGCUUUUUUUGGGUGUGUGCUGCGAGCCUUCCUCAGAGCCGGUAAUGAUUAUUACAGAAUUUAUGCCAAAUGGUGCACUGGAUGGGUAUCUUCGGCAGAAGCGACCGCCCUACGGGGAAUUGCUGGACAUGAUAUUUCAGAUAAGCGAUGGGAUGGCGUACUUGGAACGACGUCGAGCAGUUCACAAUGAUUUAAGAGCAGCGAAUAUUUUAGUGGAUGCGGAUAAUUCGGUAAAAGUGGCCGAUUUCGGACUGACGAAAAUUCUCUACAACGAUAGUCGUGAUAUUUGUGAUGGAAUGUUUCCGGUUCGUUGGACACCGCCGGAGGCGACGGAGGUGGGAGUUUUCCAGUCCACUAAAUCGGAUGUUUGGUCGUUUGGAGUUCUCAUGUACGAGGUUUUUACCUACGGAGGAGUUCCCUAUGAUGACAUUCCUGAUGACAACGAAGUGAUUGUUGCGGUUGAGAAUGGUCACCGAUUAUGCAACCCCAGUGAACUCGGGUACCAGUGCGAGGAUAGGAUAUACGCCAAGAUGCAGGCGUGCUGGGACUCUGAUCCUGAGGCUAGACCAACUUUUGAGGAGCUCUACGACUUUUUCAAACCCUCCGAUGCAGCUCUUCCAUGA
Messenger RNA from Echinococcus granulosus, 1263 nucleotides. Its product is annotated as Tyrosine-protein kinase SPK-1. Gene Ontology annotation, molecular function: non-membrane spanning protein tyrosine kinase activity; signaling receptor binding; ATP binding. The transcript has 6 exons. Bases 1 to 1263 code for a protein of 420 amino acids. The record is from RefSeq and is a predicted model, not a curated record. Gene Ontology annotation, biological process: cell differentiation; cell surface receptor protein tyrosine kinase signaling pathway; innate immune response. Gene Ontology annotation, cellular component: extrinsic component of cytoplasmic side of plasma membrane. Lineage: Eukaryota; Metazoa; Platyhelminthes; Cestoda; Cyclophyllidea; Taeniidae.